Phacochoerus africanus (Common warthog) is the source of this 2120-nucleotide messenger RNA. It is a transcript of the gene TFAP4, whose product is annotated as transcription factor AP-4. Lineage: Eukaryota; Metazoa; Chordata; Mammalia; Artiodactyla; Suidae. Gene Ontology annotation, cellular component: nucleus. The coding region runs from base 269 to 1285 and encodes 338 amino acids. Gene Ontology annotation, biological process: regulation of transcription by RNA polymerase II. The transcript is spliced from 7 exons. Gene Ontology annotation, molecular function: DNA-binding transcription factor activity, RNA polymerase II-specific; protein dimerization activity; RNA polymerase II cis-regulatory region sequence-specific DNA binding. The record is from RefSeq and is a predicted model, not a curated record.
AGACAUCUGAUCAGCUGCAAACACACACACACACACACACACACACACACACACACACGCACAUACACACGCCCGGGGAGGCAGGCCGGAGAGACCUCCCUCCCGCCCCUCCCGCCCGCCUCCCUCCCCUCGCCGCCGCCGCAGCCAGCAUCUGGGACCGGCCGAUUCUGCACCUCCGUCCGGCGCUGCCCUUUGAUUCGGAUUUCCAUCUUGCAUUCUCCGGCGGACCGCGGGACCUGGCUCGUGCAGAGGAGGGGGGCCGAUCGCUAUGGAGUAUUUCAUGGUGCCCACUCAGAAGGUGCCCUCUUUGCAACAUUUCAGGAAAACAGAGAAAGAAGUGAUAGGAGGGCUCUGUAGCCUUGCCAACAUUCCAUUGACCCCUGAGACUCAGCGGGACCAGGAGCGGCGGAUUCGGCGGGAGAUCGCCAACAGCAACGAGCGGAGGCGCAUGCAGAGCAUCAACGCGGGCUUCCAGUCCCUCAAGACCCUCAUCCCCCACACAGAUGGAGAGAAGCUCAGCAAGGCAGCCAUUCUCCAGCAGACUGCGGAAUACAUCUUCUCCCUGGAGCAGGAGAAGACCCGGCUCCUGCAGCAGAACACACAGCUCAAGCGCUUUAUCCAGGAGCUGAGCGGCUCGUCCCCCAAGCGGCGGCGGGCAGAGGACAAGGAUGAGGGCAUUGGCUCCCCGGACAUCUGGGAGGACGAGAAGGCGGAGGAUCUGCGGCGGGAGAUGAUUGAGCUGCGGCAGCAGCUGGACAAGGAGCGCUCGGUGCGCAUGAUGCUGGAGGAGCAGGUGCGCUCGCUGGAGGCCCACAUGUACCCGGAAAAGCUCAAGGUGAUCGCGCAGCAGGUGCAGCUGCAGCAGCAGCAGGAGCAGGUGCGGCUGCUGCACCAGGAGAAGCUGGAGCGGGAACAGCAGCACCUGAGGACCCAGCUCCUGCCCACGCCGGCCCCCACGCACCACCCCACGGUGAUCGUGCCGGCGCCCGCGCCCCCUCCCUCCCACCACAUCAACGUCGUCACCAUGGGCCCUUCCUCCGUCAUCAACUCUGUUUCCACGUCCCGGCAAAAUCUGGACACCAUCGUGCAGGCGAUCCAGCACAUCGAGGGCACCCAGGACAGGCAGGAGCAGGAGGAGGAGCAGCGGCGAGCGGUCAUUGUUAAGCCGGUGCGCAGCUGCCCGGAGGCGCACGCCUCCGACACCGCCUCCGACUCAGAGGCCUCGGACAGCGAUGCCAUGGACCAGGGCCGGGAGGAGCCCGCGGGGCACGGGGGGCUUCCCUGACCACCCCCCAGCCCUCCUCUCCCGUCUGGGGGCUGGAGGGGGCGGGGCAGCCACGGGAGAGCCGAGGGCCACUGAGAGGAAUUUUUACAAAAUUACGGCGUCAUUUGGGUCUCUUUUAUGACCUCCUCUUCAAUACUGUAAAUCGACCUUGGCGUGAAGCCACCGAACCUGAGGUCCGGGGCUGGGGUGGCAGGCGCGCGGAGGAGCACUGGGGCUCCUGGGGCUGGGCCUCGCCCCGGAGGCUGGGGAAGCGGCCGCGGAGGUGCCUGGCCUCUCUCCGCCACCAACGCAUUUUUUUCACUGAAACAUGUUUUCAAGAACAGGGAAAAAUAAAAACCCCAAGGUAUUCUGCCCCCCCCCCCCCCCAAGCAGCCCUGCGACUGUCGGUUUUUCACUCCCCCUCCCUCUCUUUUUGGUGUCUUUUCCGCUUUAAGCACUUACAUGGGUUGGGGGUCAGGCCGGGUUGGGGGUCCGGGGGUCUCUGUUGCUUCUCGGUUGGGGUUUGCUGCUGCCCUUCGCCCCUCUCCUCCCCGACUUGUCUCAGCACUAGGAAUCGCCACUCGCCACCGCCACGGGCCCCCACCUCUCUCUCCAGGUUUCCUAUCUUCCACCCUAAAAAAGUCUUUAUCUCUCUCUUUUUGUUUUGUUUGUCAUUGGUUCUUUUUUUUGGUUUUAGUUUUGUUUUUGGUUUUGUGUUUUUUUUUUUUUACAAUUUUGAGGUCUUUGUGUUCAAGGAGAAGCUAUUAUAUUUUGUUAAGAAAGUGGGGGGAAAAAAACCCAAGAGGCCACCGUGCCUUUAUAAAGAAACAAAAUAAAGUUUGUACUUUGUUUUUUA